Molecule: messenger RNA, 3008 nt
Organism: Phodopus roborovskii (desert hamster)
Lineage: Eukaryota; Metazoa; Chordata; Mammalia; Rodentia; Cricetidae
Gene: Ap5z1
Product: adaptor related protein complex 5 subunit zeta 1
Exons: 17
Coding region: 69-2492 (807 amino acids)
Cellular component (GO): AP-5 adaptor complex
Source: RefSeq, a predicted model, not a curated record
AUCAUGUGACGCGACCCGGAAGUCUGCGACAACGUUUCGGAAGCGGGUGGCCUCCGAGCUGCGGCAGGAUGUUCUCGGCGGGAGCGGAGAGUCUGCUGCACCAGGCCAGGGAGAUACAGGAUGAGGAGCUACAGCGAUUCUGCACCCGGGUCACCAAGCUGCUCCAGGAACCCCCGGGGCCAGCCACCAUGGAUGCUCUGCAGAGGCUUUUCCUCAUCGUCUCAGCCACCAAGUACCCCCGGAGGCUGGAGAAGAUGUGUGUGGACCUGUUGCAGACUACCCUCUGUUUGCCCACAAGCCCUGAGCAGCUUCAGGUCCUCUGUGCUGCUAUCUUGAGAGAGAUGUCACCUUUUGAUGGCCUAGCCCUGUCCUGUGAUCACACUCAAAACAUCCGGCAGCUCAGCCUUGUGGCCUCUGUGCUCUUGGCCCAGGGAGACAGAAAAGGAGAGAUCAGACAAGUGAGCCAGCGCAUCUUCAAGAUCCUUGAGAACCGGCAGCCCGAGGGGCCCAGUGUCAGGCACCUCCUCCCUGUCCUGUCCAAGGUCAUUGGCCUGGCCCCAGGCACCCUUGUGGAAGACCAGAGCAACCUGCUCAGCAAGAGGCUAGUGGACUGGCUGCGCUACGCCAGCAUCCAACAGGGCCUUCCAUCCUCAGCGGGUUUCUUCUCUACACCCAGGACCCGGCAGCCAGGUCCCAUCACUGAGGUGGAUGGAGCAGUGGCUUCUGACUUCUUCACGGUUCUUUCCACGGGCCAGCACUUCACAGAGGACCAGUGGCUGAACAUGCAGGCCUUCUCCAUGCUUCGGAAAUGGCUGCUACACAGUGGCUCUGAGGACCCAGGCAGUCCAGAUGCAGAUGACAAGUCAGAGCUGGAGGGUUCGACCCUGUCUGUGCUCUCUGCCACCUCCACUGCUAGCCGACUGCUGCCCCCUCGGGAGCGGCUGAGAGAGGUGGCCUUCGAGUACUGCCAGCGCUUACUGGAACAGAGUAACCGGAGAGCCUUGAGGAAGGCGGACUCCAACCUACAGAAAGCUUGUCUAGUGGAAGCUGUGUUGGUGCUGGAUGUGCUGUGCCGGCAGGACCCCUCCUUCCUUUACCGCACCCUCUCCUGCCUGAAGGCCCUGCAUAGGAGGCUGGGUGAAGACCCUGGCAGUGAGCGGGCACUGGUGCCCCUUGCCCAGUUCUUCCUGAACCAUGGGGAGGCAGCCGCAGUGGAUGCAGAAGCCAUCUACCAGCACCUGCUCAGCAGGCUCCCUUCCGAGCGCUUCUACAGCCCAACCCUGGCCUUCGAGGUUAUACACUUCUGCACACACAACCUGGCUCUGUUCGACCCCCACUUCCUCGGCCUUCUCAGGUUGAGCUUCCCUAGUCUGUUCAAGUUCCUGGCUUGGAACAGCCCUCCCCUCAUAGCCGAGUUUGUGGUACUCCUCCCAGCUCUAGUGGAUGCUGGCACCACCGUGGAGAUGUUGCAUGCACUGCUUGACCUGCCCUGCCUGACCACUGCCCUAGACCUACAGCUCAGGUCCACACAGACCCCAUCGGAGAGGCUGCUUUGGGAUGUCUCCCUCAGGAUUCCCAGCUGCCUGGAGGCCUUCCGGGACCCACAGUUCCAGGGACUCUUCCGCCACCUGCUUCGUACCAAGGCCAGCGGCUCCAUAGAGAGAUUGACACCACUUUACCAGCUGCUGAAGCCCAUGGCCAGCUGUGCCCGGGUAACCCAGUGUGCAGAGGCAGUACCCAUCCUGCUUCAGGCCUUCUUCUCAGCUGUGACCCAGUUUGCUGACGGGGCCCUCAUCAACCAGCUGGCGUUGCUGCUCCUGGACAGAAGUGACUCCCUCUACCAGGUCCCUCAGUAUGAGGCCGGCGUGCACAGGGUGCUGAGCUCCCAGUUCCUGGUGCUGUGCAAGCUGAAGCCAUCACUGGUGGUGGAGCUGUCACGAGAGCUUCUGGAGUUUGUGGGGAACGUGAGCAGCAUCUGCAGCCGCGCCAGCAUGUUCACCUGUGUGGUAUGGGCCAUUGGCGAGUACCUGUCGGUGACCUGUGACAAGAGGUGCACAGUGGAGCAAAUCAACAAGUUCUUUGAGGCCCUGGAGGCCCUGCUGUUUGAAGUCACCCAGUCCCGCCCCUCGGCUGACCUGCCCUGCUGUCCACCACAGGUGGUCACUGCACUCAUGACCACACUGACCAAGCUGGCCUCCCGGAGCCAAGACCUGAUCCCAAGGGUGUCACUGUUCCUGUCAAAACUUCGGUCCCUGGCCCAGAACCCAGCCACCAGCUCCGUGUACAGGGAGGAGGAUGCAGAAGCCAUCCGUACCAGGGCCACAGAGCUACUGACUCUACUGAAGAUACCCAGUGUGGCCCAGUUUGUGUUCACACCCACUGCAGGUGUGUGCCAGCCCCGCUACCACCGAGACACCAACACGGCCCUGCCUCUGGCCCUGCGCACCGUCAGCCGGCUGGUGGAGAAGGAGGCUGGCCUCUUGCCAGGUUGAAGGGACAGUCACCACCUAAACACUGGCUAUAGCUUAAGAGCCUGGGCGGUCAGACCAAUAUCAGCGCUGAGCUGAAGGCUGGGUGACUAGAGUGGGGAGGAAGGUGGACAUAGCCCCCAAGAUGGGGUCACUAGCUGCUGGGGUUGCGUCAUCCAGCCUCGUUCCUGUGGCUGGCCAAACUCAACCUUGAGUGGCUGAUAAAUGACUGAGCACUGUUUCCUAGACUGAGCAGAAGUGGCCUGGUCUGCUCACUGCUCUUAACUCAUUUCUAGAGUUGGAGGCAUGGAGCAGGGCAAGAAUAACAAUAAAUUUUAUAAAAAUUGCCUGUGCUGGGCGGUGGUGGUGCAUGCCUUUAAUCCCGGCCCUUGGAAGCAGAGGCCAGCUGCUACACAGAGAACUUUUGGGAGUCAUCUCCUUCAUGUGGGCCCUGGCUGGUUGUGUGGCUCGGUGACAAGCAGUUUUACCUACUGAGCCAUCUUGUAUGUCCCCUAAUAAACCUUUAAAUACUAUGUACAA